This is a messenger RNA of Entrophospora candida, 4008 nucleotides long. The record is from the annotation of a GenBank genome assembly. Lineage: Eukaryota; Fungi; Glomeromycota; Glomeromycetes; Entrophosporales; Entrophosporaceae.
AUGUUUAUAGGAGGACUUAAUUGGGAAACAUCAGAUGAGAAUCUUAAAUCAUACUUUUCACAAUUUGGUGAAGUGACCGAUUGUGUUGUGAUGAGAGAUCCAAAUUCAAGCAGAUCUCGUGGAUUUGGUUUUGUCACUUUUACAGAUCCCUCUAAUGUCGACAAAGUAUUAAAUAAAGACCAUCAAUUAGAUGGAAAAGUUAUCGAUCCAAAACGUGCUAUUCCUCGUGACGAACAAGAAAAAACCGAGAAAAUAUUUGUUGGUGGGAUAGCUCCGGAAGUGACCGAAGAAGAAUUUAAACAAUAUUUUUUGCAAUUUGGAAAUAUUGUUGAUGCUACGUUAAUGGUGGAUCGUGAUAGUGGUCGACCUCGUGGAUUUGGUUUUAUCACCUUUGACUCUUCAGAUCCUGUUGAAAAAGCUAUGGCUAGACGCGAUUUGGAAAUUCAAAAUAAAGCUAUUGAAGUAAAGCUUGCAAUGCCUAAACAUAAAACACAAAGAUUUGGUCAUUUUGGUGCUGGUUAUGGUCCGCCAUCAUCACCAGGCGGUCCACCACCACCAGGGUCCGGUCCAAUGUCUGUGAUAGCUUCGCCUGGUAAUGGAGCAGUUAAUAAUGGUAGAUAUGGUUCCUCGUAUCCUAUGGGAGGUGGUAAAGAUGGCGGCGGUGGCGGUUAUUCUAAUAUGGGUGGUUAUAAUGGCGGUUCAUAUUCUGGUUAUGGUGGCUACGGCGGUUAUUCUAGUUACACAAAUCCCUACCCCGGAAAUUAUCAUCAUUAUAAUGCAAUGCCGCAAACUUAUUAUUCUUCAAGAGAUGGUGGAGCACCUGGUUCUGGUAUGAAUGGUGGUCCUGCAUCAAGUAGUCGAUUAGGUGGCGGUGGUGGAUAUCGUCAUUCGCCUGUACUUACAUCUGCUUCAACUUCUUCUAUCGUGGCUAAUGAUGCUUGCAACAAUAAUAAUUCAUUAUCUCAAUAUCCUCCGUUUAGUAAUGCGUUAUCACUGCUAAAUAAUAAUAGUGGUAACGGCAAUAGCAAUUAUACUGAUCGUUUUAGAUCUUUGUUUACUUUCGGGACUUUUAAUAAAAUACAAUCUCAAUGUAUCGGCGUGGCACUAUAUUCAAGCGAAGACCUUGUAAUGAUUGCACCAACCGGUUCAGGAAAAACUGUUAUUUUCGAAUUAGCAAUGAUAAAUGUGAUUAUGAAUGAUCAAAGUAAUCGUGCGAAAAUGGUUUAUAUGGCUCCUACAAAGGCGAUCUGUUCGGAACGUGCCAAAGAUUGGAUUAAAAAAUUUCGACAUAUUAAUAUUACUUGUGGAGAAUUAACUGGCGAUACUCACCAAGCAUUUGUUAAUGACAUUAAAAGAUGUAAUAUAAUAGUUACAACUCCCGAAAAAUGGGAAUCGGUAACUCGUCAAUGGACGGAUAUUGGUAGAAUGUUAGAAAUGCUAAAAUUAUUUAUGAUUGACGAAGUUCAUAUGCUACACGAAGAUCGAGGUUCAAUUCUUGAAGUUGUCAGCAGAAUGAAAAUAAUGGGAGCAAAAUGUCGUAUAAUUGCAGUCUCUGCAACAAUACCAAACAUUAAUGAUGUUGCAGUCUGGAUUAGUCUUAAUAGCCAAAUUGAGUCAGAUUCAAGUUCGAAUAACCAGCAUCAACAAAAAGCAAAAAUAUUAGAAUUUGGUGAAGAAUAUCGUCCAGUAAAGUUGUCACGACAUGUUUUAUCUUAUAAAUCAGAUGGGAAUGCCUUUAAAUUCGAUAAAUCAAUAAAUGACAAGCAAGUCGAUUACGCGAAUUUUAAAAUGUUUAAUAAUCAUCAUAAUAGUUAUUGUUCUUAUUAUUUUAAACUAUAUAGACUCCUUGAUAUAAUCAAAAAUUAUUCCGAUGGAAAGCCUGUAAUGGUGUUUUGCACAACGAGAAAAUCUACAGAAGAAUCAUGUCAAGUUAUUAUUAAUCAAUUGAAAGAAUUUCAACGACGUCGUAUGCCAUUACCAUGGGAUACUACUAAUACACAUGAAAUAUUUAAUGAAUUUCAAUUACAAGAUAAACGACUUAUAGAAUUUUGUAAAUAUGGAAUUUUAUAUCAUCAUGCUGGACUUCAUUUUCAAGAUAGAAAAAAUGUUGAAAAAAUGUUCCUACAAGGAAUUAUUAAAGUCAUAUGCGCAACUUCGACAUUAGCUGUUGGGGUGAAUUUACCAGCACAUUUGGUUAUAAUCAAAUCAACUUUGGCUUAUAAAAAUGGAAGAUUUGUAGAAUAUUCUGAUUCGGAAGUUAAACAGAUGCUAGGUCGUGCUGGUCGACCACAAUUUGAUGACAGUGGAGUUGCGGUGAUUAUCACAAGUAACGAUAUGAAACAAAAAUAUGAAGAGUUAGUAGCGGGAAUCAAAGAUAGACUUGAGAGCAGAUUAAAUGAAACAUUACAUGAACAUUUAAAUUCUGAAAUAUGUCUUGGAACCGUUGAUCAUGUACAAAAGGCUAUGAAAUGGCUUAAAUCAACUUUUUUAUAUGUAAGAAUGAAAAGCAACCCUACUUUGUAUGAUCCGUUAUUCAAACCAGGACAUAAUUGGGAGAAACGACUUGAAGGAAUUUGUAUGAACGAUUUAAGAAAUUUAAUGUUUUCCGAAAUGAUAACGAUGGACAACAACAUCCUUCAACCAACUAAUAACAAUAAUAAAUGGUUAGAAAUUGGCGAAGCAAUGGCAAAGUAUCAUUUGAAAUAUUUAACUAUGCAACAUAUUUUGUCGGUAUUCAAAUGGCAUAAAACUAGACCAAGUGCUUCAAAACAAGAAAUCAUCAAAAUUCUGCUUCAGAAAAUUUGUCAGACUGAGGAAUUUAAUGAAGUGAAAUUGCAUCGUCAUGAAAAACUCGCGUUAAAUAAAUUGAAUAACCAUGAAGAUAUUAAAUUUCCUUUGUCAGAAAGAGUUAAAAAUACCGAAGAAAAAAUUUUUAUAAUGAUACAAUGUAUAUUGGGUAAUAUACCUUUCGAAGAUGGUCCAACACGAAUGCAAUUUAAUAUGGAAUCAAGAAUUAUAGUACAACAUAGUCAUCGAAUAACGAAAUGUCUUGCAGAUUUGGCUGCUUAUAAAAAUGAUGUCAAAAUCUUGGUGAUUUCCGUGGAUUUGGCAAGAUCUAUCAGUGUGAAAAUGUGGGAUGAUUCGUCACUAUUAUUAAGACAAAUAGACGGCAUUGGCGAACAAUAUGCCAAGAAACUUCUUGGAGCUGGAAUAAAAAAUUUCGAUCAAUUAAAAGAUUCAGUCACGAAACGUCACGGAUUAAAUUUGAAUUUGGCAUUUAUGGCAUGUACAGAAGAUUCUAUAUUGGAUUUUAGACAUUAUCCGUUUUGGCAAUUACAAAAGGGAUUAAAUUUCGAAUUAAGGAUUAAAAUAACCGAACCAAUUCAAAAAUUCACUUGUUCCGUUCUGCCAGAAGAAUUUCUUGGGUUGGAUAUACAUCAAACAAUUAUAUUGGAUUGUGAUUCAGGAAAUAUUUUGUUCGCACCUAUCGAAUCAAAUGAAGUUGCAUCGCCAAAUCAAAAUGUAGAUGAUAUUAGUAACAACGUUCAGCAAGAAGUUAUACCAGUACAAACUUUUGAUGAUGACGUUAAUGUCGAAUUGAUAUCACCACGACAAACCCGACCAAGGACAAUAACAACAUCACCUUCAACACUGUCCAAUAAAUCCAAAGAACCACUAAAAGUAAACUCUUCCAAAAAGUCUUUUGAACUUUUACCUAAUGGUCGACUUUUAUCAAAUAAUUGUGAUAAAAUUAAUGACAGUGAUGAUAAAAGAGGUGAUAUUGAAAUGUUACUCUGGUCGAACGAACAAAAGAAAGAUGAGAAUCUCAAGAAACAAGAUGAUAACGAUGGUGAACCUAAUACGAUCGGUAGACAGGAUAUAACGGAAGUAGAAGAAACGGUUGAAACGUUUGCAACACCAAAUUAUAUUAAUAAACAACAACAAAAACAACGAAGCAUCGAAGCACUAUGUAUAUUUGACUAUGUAUUUAAUACAAUAAUCGAAUAA